Messenger RNA from Xylona heveae TC161, 2044 nucleotides. RefSeq lists its product as hypothetical. NCBI's taxonomy places the organism in Eukaryota, Fungi, Ascomycota, Xylonomycetes, Xylonales, Xylonaceae. Gene Ontology annotation, molecular function: adenylate cyclase binding; actin binding. The coding region runs from base 231 to 1868 and encodes 545 amino acids. Gene Ontology annotation, biological process: cytoskeleton organization; regulation of adenylate cyclase activity. The transcript has 5 exons. Gene Ontology annotation, cellular component: cytoplasm. The record is from RefSeq and is a predicted model, not a curated record.
ACUGCUAACUACCUAUCUCCUAUACAUUACACACUUAACACCUUUAGCGUUUCAUUAUUUUCUCUCAAUCUUACAACUUGUUCCAUAGGUUUCAAGUUGGAGCUAUUCCCAUAGAUCUCUGCAGGUCUUGGUUCACCCUUAACGAGUCUCGGGCUCUGUGUUACCUCGUACUACAAGGGGAUUCCUCAGAAAUUGGGGUCUUACCCCCUUAGUGCAGCUACUUGCCCAUCAUGGCACCGAGCGGCAUGCAUAACUUAACUACCCUAAUCAAGCGGCUUGAGGCCGCCACCUCGAGGUUGGAGGACAUGGCGCAAGCCACCUUUGAGAAUCAAGAGACGCAGACAAAGCAGACGUCGCAAGAGCAGACUCCCACUGUCAGCGGCCCUGAUUCUUCCGCACCAGCUCCGGAAACAACGGAGAACAAGCCAUCGCCAUCCAAGCCGGUGCAGGAACCCCUUUCGCCGGCGAUUGAGGCUUUUGAUGAACUGAUCAAGGGUGAUGUUGCGGCAUACGUGAAGAAAAGCGAGGAUUUGGGUGGCCUCGUGGCUGAACAAGCCAUUGGCGUCCAACGCGCAUUCGAAGCACAGCGCCAAUUCCUUGUCCUCACCACCAAGGCUAAAAAGCCGGAUAUUCAAUCGCCAGUUUACAUGGAGACCCUCACUGGGCUCCAGUCCACCAUGGGCGCUGUGAGCGACAUCCGUGAAGCGAACCGAGCUUCUCCCCUCUCCAACCAUCUUACCAUGGUCUCCGAGGGUAUCACAGCCCUUGGCUGGGUUACUAUCGAUCCAAAGCCGGCCGACUUUUUGGGUGAGAUCUUCGGCAGUGCCCAGUUUUAUGGAAACAGGGUUCUGGCGGAAUACAAGGAAAAGGAUAAAUCGCAUGUUGAAUGGGUUCAGUCUUUCUACCGGAUCUUCAGAACUCUCAUCAGCUACGUCAAGGAUCAUUAUGCAAUGGGUGUGACGUGGAACAACAAAGACGGAGUUGACGCCAAGCAGGCGAUGCAGGAGCUUUCAUCAGGUAAAACCUCAACUCAGGCGACUCCUACCCCGACCUCUGCCGCUGGGGGUGCUCCCCCACCGCCCCCUCCGCCUCCGCCUCCGCCGCCGCCACCGCCAGUGCCUCAAAUGGACAGCCCACUUCCGCCUCCUGCUGCCAAGAAUGUGCCUACUCCCGACAUGGGUGCGGUGUUCCAGGAGCUAAACAAGGGAGAGGCCGUCACCUCUGGCCUGCGCAAGGUCGACAAGAGUGAGAUGACACACAAGAAUCCUUCGUUACGUACUACAUCAUCUGUGCCGCAGAGGAGCGACAGUAGCUCCUCUAUUGGGCGCGCGAAAUCACCAGCUCCGCCCGGCACGAAGCCGAAGCCGGAGAGCAUGAGGACGAAGAAGCCGCCCAAAAAGGAACUUGAUGGAAGUAAAUGGUUCAUCGAAAACUUUGAGAAUGAGCAGUCUCCUAUCGAGAUCCAAGCCUCCAUUCAGCAUUCGAUUCUUAUUACUAAAUGCAAAAACACAACCAUCCGCAUCAUCGGCAAAGCGAAUGCCAUCUCUAUCGACAAUUGCACGCGAACAUCUCUCAUUAUCGAUUCGCUCGUCUCGGCCGUUGACGCGAUCAAAUGCCCCAACUUUGCCAUUCAAGUUCUGGGUACCUUGCCAACUAUGAUGCUCGAUCAGGUCGACGGCGCUGCCAUCUACCUCAGCACCGAGAGCUUGAACACCGAGGUCUUCACCAGCAAGUGCACGAGCAUUAACGUCAAUGUGCCCCCUAGCUCCGAGGAAGAGGACUACCGGGAGUGUCCACUUCCUGAGCAGCUCAAGAGCUACAUCAAGGAUGGUAAGAUUGUGACAGAGAUUGUCGAGCACGCCGGUUAAGCAUUUGAUGCUUCUCUGUGACCUUUAAGGAUCUUGGAGGCACAUUAGAGCACAUGCCAUACCUGCAACCAUAUGAAAUCCACUUAUCUUAGAAAUAUUCUUUUUGGAUGAGUUGCACUUGAGCAAAUUGCAUAGGUUGUACAUUAGAUUGUAUUGCACCAAUAAGCACAUAAGCC